Molecule: messenger RNA, 1752 nt
Organism: Penicillium hordei
Lineage: Eukaryota; Fungi; Ascomycota; Eurotiomycetes; Eurotiales; Aspergillaceae
Product: glycoside hydrolase family 47 protein
Exons: 4
Biological process (GO): carbohydrate metabolic process; N-glycan processing
Cellular component (GO): endoplasmic reticulum; Golgi membrane
Molecular function (GO): mannosyl-oligosaccharide 1,2-alpha-mannosidase activity; calcium ion binding
Source: RefSeq, a predicted model, not a curated record
UUGGCCCUUUUCCUCGCCAGCAUUAGCUUCUCGGGAUUGACAUUGAGCUCAGAGACCAGUCAUGAAAGCCACUGCGGAUACAUUCUCGCAGCGAAAUCAACAGAAAAUACUAUCCGAAGUUCCCGAACUUGUCCAGUGUCCUUGAUUCCCAUCCCUAAAGCGACAUCAACCUUCAUUCCACAGAUCCAAUACCAGUUCAGUCCUGAAACUGAAACUGACCGACUUGAGAGAACUAAAAGGCAACUGGCUGUGAAAAUGGCGUUUAAACAUAGCUGGAAUGGGUACAAGACCCAUGCCUGGUUGUGGGACGAACUAUCACCAAUCAGUGCAGGCCAUCAAAGCCCCCUUGGGGGCUGGGCAGCAACUUUGAUCGACUCCUUGGAUACACUAAUCAUAAUGGAUUUACACGAAGAAUUUGAUGUUUGUCUCCAGGCUCUCCAUGACAUCGAUUUUUCCACCUCGAGAUUUCCAAUUGUUAAUGUCUUCGAGACCACAAUCCGACACCUCGGGGGUUUGAUCAGUGCGUAUGAUUUAACCAAAGGAAAGGAUUAUAUUCUCUUGGAGAAGGCCCUGGAAUUGGCCGAGUUUUUGUAUGAGGCGUUUGAUACCCCAAACAGGAUGCCACAAAUGCGAUGGCAAUGGAUAAGGACUAUAUUUGGGUCUUCAACACUGCCCAGUAAAAGUACCCUCCUGGCUGAAAUAGGUUCUUUGAGUCUAGAGUUCACUCGUCUUUCGCAAGUAACGGGCGAUCCCAAAUAUUUCAAUGCCGUUCAGAGAAUUACAGAAGUCCUACACUGCACACAAAACCAGACUAGAUUGCCAGGUCUGUGGCCACUCUCAUUUGACGCCCAAGCAUUGCAGUUCUCAGGCAGCUACUUCACAGUGGGUGGUAUGGCUGACUCCACCUACGAAUACCUCGUCAAAGAGUAUUUGCUUCUUGGAGGCCAAUCAGAGCAAUAUCGUGAUAUGUAUAUCUCUGCAAUGGAAGCGAUUAAAAAGAAUCUACUCUUCCGUGGCAUGGACAGGCAUAGGCAAGAUAUAUUAUUCGCUGGAAAUAUCCGAUUCGAUACAAAAUCUGGCGAAGAGAUCUUUGAGUAUCAAACGGAGCAUCUGAAGUGCUUUCUCGGAGGUAUGGUAGGACUUGGUUCCCGGGCCUUCGGUCGCCCAGAUGACUUGUCUAUUGCUCAAAAGCUGGUAAAUGGAUGUAUCUGGGCAUAUGAUCUCAUGCCCACUGGAAUCAUGCCUGAAACCUUGCAUAUAAGUGGCUGCAGAAAGUCAGACAGUUGUGAAUGGGAGGAAGAAAAGUGGUUUCGUGACAUUCUUGGUUGGCCGGAUGGAACGGAAUUGCCUACGAAUCUACGUGAGGCCACACGACUGAUUAUUCAAAAUAAUGGGUUGCAGCCACCAAUACUGGAAGUCGCAGAUCCAAAGUAUCGUCUGAGGCCCGAGGCAAUUGAGUCCAUUUUCAUUCUGUACAGAAUUACCGGCGACAAGUCAUUACAAAGCGCCGCAUGGCGAAUGUUUCAAAACAUUGAGCAGUACACCAAAGUUAAGUACGGCUAUGCUGCGCUCAAAGAUACCCGUGACACCCGAGCAACAAAACUGGAUGCCAUGGAAAGCUUCUGGCUUGCAGAAACACUAAAAUACUUUUAUCUCAUUUUCUCUGAUCCGGAGAUUAUUAGCUUGGAUGAGUAUGUCCUCAACACCGAAGGGCACCCAUUCAAGUAUAUACAUGUCUCUCCCACAGUUUAG